This is a messenger RNA of Neltuma alba, 597 nucleotides long. Its product is annotated as casparian strip membrane protein 4. The transcript has 3 exons. Bases 1 to 597 code for a protein of 198 amino acids. The record is from RefSeq and is a predicted model, not a curated record. NCBI's taxonomy places the organism in Eukaryota, Viridiplantae, Streptophyta, Magnoliopsida, Fabales, Fabaceae.
AUGGAAGCUUCUGCAGAAUCCAAGUCCAAAGGCAAGGCCGUUUCAUUUGCAGCGUCUCCACCUCGUUCCGAAGCUGUCCCUCUCCCGUUAGCUAAAUAUAAAAAGGGCCUUGCCAUCGGAGAUUUCGUCCUCAGACUCGGCACGAUCGGAGCCUCCAUGGGCGCCGCCGCCCUCAUGGGGACCAACGAGCAGAUUCUUCCAUUUUUCACUCAGUUCCUCCAGUUCCACGCUCAGUGGGACCAGUUUCGCAUGUUCCAGUUUUUUGUGGUAGCAAAUGCAGCAGCAGCUGGAUACCUUAUACUCUCCCUGGCAUUCUCGAUCGUGUGCAUUGUUCGACCCCUCGUCGUAGCACCCAGGCUUCUACUUGUAAUCUUGGACUCAGUGAUGAUGGCGUUGGUGACGGCGGGUGCUUCGUCGGCGGCGGCCAUAACAUACUUGAUACAUAAUGGGAGCCAAGAUGCAAAUUGGAUGGAGGUAUGUUCGCAAUUCACAGACUUCUGCGCGGGUGCGAGCCAGGCGGUGGUGGUUUCUUUCAUUGCCGUCCUUUCCUUCCUCUGCCUCAUCCUCGUCUCCUCUUUGGCUCUCAAGAGAUACUGA